Messenger RNA from Monodelphis domestica (gray short-tailed opossum), 9447 nucleotides. The record is from RefSeq and is a predicted model, not a curated record. Lineage: Eukaryota; Metazoa; Chordata; Mammalia; Didelphimorphia; Didelphidae.
AUGGCCACGUGGGAAGGGCCCUUUUUCCUCACAUUCAGAAAUGCCUUUGCCCAGUGUUACAUCAUCAUCACCAUAAGUAUAGCAGGGGGCUGCCCCACCCCGGCCCCAAAUGCUCGUGGGCAGCCUCCAAGCCAGAGCCUGGACGUCUGGGGCCAGACAGAAGUCCGUGCCCCGGCCCAGAGGGAGCAGGCCCGGGCCUUGGCCCUUUGCUGCCCAGCAGCUGUGGCUACUGGUGAGAUUUCCCAGCAUGCCUUCCUCUUUCUUGCAGAGGAUCGCACGUUCCGCUGUGAGGAAUGCGACGAGCUCUUCCAGUCGAAGCUAGAUCUCCGGCGGCAUAAGAAGUACACCUGCACCUCCGUCAACACCCUCUACGAGACCCUGAAUGAGGAGAUCAAGCAGGAGGGGGUCAGCGAUGGGCAGAUCCAUGAGUGCAAAGACUGUGAGAGGAUGUUUCCCAAUAAGUACAGCUUAGAACAGCACAUGAUCAUCCACACGGAGGAGCGGGAGUACAAGUGUGACCAGUGCCCCAAGGCCUUCAACUGGAAGUCCAACCUGAUUCGCCACCAGAUGUCCCAUGACAGUGGAAAGCGGUUUGAAUGUGAAAACUGUGUAAAGGUCUUUACGGACCCCAGCAACCUCCAGAGGCACAUCCGCUCCCAGCACGUGGGUGCCCGGGCUCAUGCCUGCCCAGACUGCGGGAAGACCUUUGCCACCUCAUCCGGCCUCAAACAGCACAAGCAUAUCCACAGCACGGUGAAACCUUUCAUAUGUGAGGUCUGCCACAAAUCCUACACACAGUUCUCCAACCUCUGUCGCCACAAACGGAUGCACGCCGACUGCCGGACCCAGAUCAAGUGCAAAGACUGUGGCCAAAUGUUCAGCACUACCUCCUCUCUCAACAAGCACCGGCGCUUCUGCGAGGGCAAGAAUCAUUACAACCCGGGGGGCAUCUUUGCCCCGGCCUUACCUUUGACGCCGAGCUCCAUGAUGGACAAGUCCAAACCGUCUCCCAACCUCAACCACGCCGGCCUUGGCUUCAAUGACUACUUCCCCUCCAGACCGCAUCCCGGGGGCCUGCCCUUCUCCACGGCCCCUCCAGCGUUCCCCGCCCUCACUCCAGGAUUCCCGGGGAUUUUCCCUCCGUCCUUGUACCCCAGACCGCCUUUGCUACCUCCCACCCCGCUGCUCAAGAGCCCUCUCAACCACACCCAAGAUGCCAAGCUCCCGAGCCCGCUGGGCAACCCUGCGCUGCCCCUGAUCUCAGCGGUCAGCAACAGCAGCCAGAGCGUGUCUGUGGAGGAGAAAUUCGAGGGGGGGCUGGAGAACUCCUACCUGGAGAAGCUGAAGGCGAGGAACAGCGACAUGUCAGACGGCAGCGACUUCGAGGACGUGAACACCACCACCGGGACGGACCUGGACACCACCACGGGGACCGGUUCGGACCUGGACAGCGACGUGGACAGCGACCGGGACAAGACCAAGGACAAGAGCAAACCGACUGAGAGCAAACCGGACUUUGUCAGUGGCUCAGUGGCUCCUGGGGCCCCGAACAGCAUCAACGAGGUCCCCGUCUUCUAUUCCCAGCAUUCCUUCUUCCCUCCACCCGAAGAGCAGCUACUACCUACAUCCGGAGCGGCCAACGACUCCAUCAAGGCCAUCGCCUCCAUUGCAGAGAAAUACUUCGGCCCGGGCUUCAUGGGAAUGCAGGAGAAAAAGAUGGGCUCUCUCCCCUAUCAUUCCAUGUUCCCAUUUCAGUUCCUCCCCAACUUCCCCCACUCGCUCUAUCCCUUCACGGACCGCACCCUGAACCAUAACUUGCUGGUCAAAGCCGAACCAAAGUCUCCCCGAGAUCUCCACAAGGUGGGCAGCACCAGCUCCGAGUCCCCUUUCGAUCUCACCACCAAACCAAAAGAGAUGAAGCCCAUCUUGCCCGCCCCCAAGAUCGUCCCCCCAGCCCAAGCUUCUGGAGAGGAACAGCCUUUGGACUUGAGCAUUGGAAACCGGAUCCGGGCCAGUCAGAACGGAGGAAGGGAACCCCGGAAAAACCACAUUUACGGGGAGAGGAAACUCCUUCCUAGUGAGAUGUUGCCCAAGAUUUCGCCAUCCCAGCUCCCUCAACAGCCUUCCCUGCACUACGCCAAGCCAUCGCCUUUCUUCAUGGACCCAAUAUACAGGGUGGAGAAGCGGAAGGUGACCGACCCUGUGGGCGCCCUAAAGGAGAAGUACUUGCGGCCAUCUCCCCUGAUCUUUCACCCCCAGAUGUCAGCCAUUGAAACCAUGACGGAGAAGCUGGAGGGCUUUGCAGGCAUGAAGACGGACACCGGAAGCUCCCUGCAACCCCUCCCCCACCACCCCUUCAGUUUCAGGUCCCCACCCCCAACGCUGUCAGACCCCAUCCUUCGGAAGGGCAAGGAACGUUACACGUGCAGGUACUGUGGUAAGAUCUUCCCGCGAUCAGCAAAUCUCACUAGACACCUUCGAACACAUACCGGGGAGCAGCCCUACAGGUGUAAAUACUGCGACCGGUCAUUCAGCAUUUCUUCCAAUCUCCAGCGGCACGUAAGAAACAUCCACAACAAGGAGAAGCCCUUUAAAUGCCACCUGUGUAAUCGGUGUUUUGGACAACAGACCAACUUGGACAGACACCUGAAGAAGCAUGAGCACGAAAACGUUCCAGUGAGCCAGCACACAGGAGUCAUAACGAAUCACCUUGGGACCAGCGCUUCCUCCCCCAACUCGGAAUCAGACAACCAUGCACUUUUAGAUGAAAAAGAGGAUUCCUAUUUCUCUGAAAUCAGAAACUUUAUUGCAAAUAGCGAGCUAAACCAAGCAUCAACUCUGACGGAUAAAAGGCCAGAAAUUCAGGACAUCGAUAGCAAUUCUCAGUGCCAUGGCUUAGCCAAUGAAAAGUCAGAGGAUGUAGAUGAAGAAGAGGAAGAGUUGGAGGAGGAAGAUGAUGACAGUCUGACAGGGAAGUCCCAGGAUGAGACAGUCUCUCCCACAACAGAGCCCCAAGGAGCCUAUGAGGAUGAGGAGGAUGAAGAGCCCACAUCACUCAGCAUGAGCUUUGAUCACACAAGAAGGUGUAUGGAGGAGGAAGAAGCCGGCCUGUUAGAUUUGGAGCAGAUGCCGAAUUUUGGGAAGGGGCUGGAUCUCCGCAAAGCGGCUGAGGAAGCAUUUGAAGUUAAAGAUGUGUUUAAUUCCACCUUAGACUCUGAGGCAAUAAAACAAACCUUGUACAGGCAGGCUAAAAACCAGGCUUAUGCAAUGAUGCUCUCCCUUUCUGAAAACGCUCCUCUUCACGCUUCCUCCCAGAAUUCUCUGGACGCUUGGUUGAACAUGACGGGAGCAGCAUCAGAGACGGGGGCCUUUAACUCCAUUAACCACCUCUGAGAGGUCACGGAGGCACUGGGGACAGAGUCCAGAGCGAGGAGACUACCGUGCUAUUAAUGCCCCCGCAGAAAUUCUGGCCAACCGCAAGACAGAGCAGAGGUCCUCAGGGAAGUCUCUAGGCUUUGGGCUGGGGAAAUACACUCUUCACCUGUGAUCUGCAACGCCCGAUGGUUUUUUUUUUUGUUUGUUUGGUUUUGGUUUUUUUGUUUUUUUGGUUUUUUAAUCUUCCCACUCUAGUUUGUCUCUGAUUGCUCAAACUGAACCUCAGAACCCAGAGAAUCCCUGAAGCAGUCCUAGGAUUUCACCAUCUCUAAGAAUAGUUUUUGGAAACCCAGCUCAUCUGGGGUACAGUGAGAGCACACAACAGCAAUGGAAACCUUAGUUCAUUAGAAUCGCGAGACAGUAUUCCCCUCCCAAAGAGACCAGCUAACAUUCGUAGACUUUUUAAUCUGAAAUUAAAGCCAUUUGCCCAUUUCAGGGAACCUGAAUGGCACUUGUGAAGGGAAAAGGAUAGACCUAGGUGGGCUCUAAAGAGAUAGAUCGCUUUUAAGUUGUCGUUGGUUUUUCUAUAUAUUCAUAUAUAAUGAAAAGGACAGAAAUAACUGUUUUCGAAAUCUUGUUGCUCCAGAUUCUCUUUGAGCUCAUGGAUUUUUUAAAAGUAUUUUUUAAAAAUUCGUAAAAUACUUGCAAAUUGUUUGGGUUUUCAAAUAGUUUUGCAUUCAUUUGAAAUAUCAGCUCCCUCCUGGACACUAAACAGCCCCAAGCACAAGCAUACAGAUUGCCAAUGCCUUCUGAGCCCUUUAGGGCAACUGUGGACUUCCUCCCCGCCUGGCCCCCUUUUUUCUCUCUCUGAUCCUGUCUGUCCACAUGGGACAGUGAAAACGAAGGCUCCUGGAGACCGUCUGUAAAACCCCUUCUAGAAUAAAAAUUAAGGACCUUCCUGAGCCAUUCUUAGACAUGGUGUCAUUGCACAGUGGACUGCCCCAUGGUUGGGACUAAGAGAUGUGCCUGCCACUAAGUGACUUGUAGCUAGAGCUAGGGAACCCCUCAUUUUGUCCAAUGGGAGGGGUCUACUGGCAAUGCAUCCAUGGCGCCUAAAUUUCAUGAGUUUGGACACAGAGGUACAGCUGGGACUGGUGAAAAGGGGGCCCUUGGACCCUUACGUGCUGAAUUCCCCUGAGAUCCAAGGGGUCUUGCUUCUGUUGUCCCUGGGUCCCCACCUUCCUAUUCAAGAUUCAGGACCUGUUGGCCAUUCUUCGGUCGCUCUAGAACUGUGCCAUGCUCCCUCCGUCUUGCUCCUCAACCCCCUAUGAUGUGGACUGGAAGAAAAACAAAUAGCCACUUCAGUUUGCUCUCUGCGUGGCUCCCCAAGGGGGUCAGAGACUCCUAAGCCGCCAAGUUCAUACAUGUGCCUCGGACUCCGGAUUCACAAGACACUAUUUAACUCCCGUUUCCAAUGUUUGCACAAGAUCUUAGCAAGACUGCGGCUCAAGAACGGAACUGUGUCCACCAUUGUUAGCCAGGCUCUAAGAGUUUAAGCUAGAACAUUCCUUUCCUGGGAACAUCCACCUGUCCUUCAGCACCACAGUACUUGCCCAUUUGAAUGGGUUUUAAAUUAUUCCCAUAGGGGCCAAUUUAAAAUAAUAAUUUUUUUCCUGAUGGAAUUUACCUUAAUCUGUAUAUAACUUGUAAUUUUUUUUCUAAUUCUUUUCUUUUUCAUUUCUUCCUUAACAGUAUUUUUUUUUUGGCAUUAGAUAUCCUCAUUGUGAAAAAAUAAUGUUAAUAUAAGUAUCUAGUGAAGGACCAAAAUCGUGUAUUAAGGUUGCGUGUUGUAUGAUUGAUAACCAGGGAGUAGGACAAUUUUUUUAAAUUAAUGUGCCAAAUACCCCCUAAUUGAUCCCACUGUCAUUGCUGCCAAUUUUCCAGACAAUCAUAUGUUGUGUUAAAUUUGAUUUUCGAUUACAGUCUCAUUUAGGAUGUGUUCUAUUUAUUUCUUUUAUUGUUUGGAAAGAAAGGAAAGGAAAAAAAAGAAUUUAAUGACCCAACAAGAAGAGAGAGGUGGAGGGGAUGAGGGGAGGGGGUUGUCCUCUAAAAGAAAAUGUCUAGUGUAAAUAGAGACAACUGUGAACCAAGGUGUUUUUAGCCAGGGCAGCCAUCAAGGCAAAAGUGCCAUAUCGCCAAGAACUUUACAGUGUUUAUUUAUAGAAAGGAAUGGAAAAAAGAAAAAAGGAAGAAAGAAACAACCUUGAUCAGGUUGACUCCUGUUGUUUUCAAGUUCAGCUGAUGCAUUCACAAAGACCAUUGAUGAUAGCUGUAAAUAGUCCAUGUUUGAACUUUAGCAAUAAAAAUAUCUGUCAGGCAGAAUGGUAGCUACAGGGGGAGAGAACUAGAAUUUGAGCUGAUGGUGAACUUGCUUUGAUAGAUCAGAAUCCAAGUGAUUCUGGGGGGUUUUUCUUUCUUUCUUAAAAAAAAAAGUACAAUAAUGAGCCUCAGCAUUUUUCUUUCUUUGUAUAAGUUUGCCUGUCAACAGCUCAAGCCACCCCUCCAAGUAUUACGUUUUUGUGAAUAGGUCUCUCUCUCUCUCUCUUUAUUUUUAUUUUUAUUUUUUGCUCAGUUUAGCAGGUUGGGAAUGACUUCUUUUGGGGAAACAAGGGGAUGAGAGCAAGGCUAAAGAUAGGAAUGAGACAGGAUGAUCUGGUCAACAUCGAGCAAAGCUUGCAAAUCAAACCAUGCCUGAACCCGAGGAUUUUCCUUUUUGCCAGACCCAUUAGAUGCUAUGGAGGAAUUUCUGUGCUCCAGAUAGGACUCUCAGUAAAAAUUGAUUUGAGUUACAAGUCCCCUUUUCUGCAGAUUCUUAGUGUAAUCUUUUCCCUGUAAAGGGUUAAGGUAGAGGGUGAAGGCUGGAACUUCCUUAUCCUUUAUGGAGACCAUGGAGCUCUCUAGGAAAGUUGAGUCUAUUGGCAGAAAUGUUAAACACACCCAUACAUAUAUUGGCAACAUCAAAAAGUGAUGAGGGUUAGCAUUUUUCAUUACCACUUAAUUCUUCCUGUUCUCUGUUGACAGAGUAAAAAUACUCAGCUUUUCUGCUGAGCUAGAUUCUCAGACUCAAAGGGGCCAUCCAAAGUCAUCGAGUCUAACUGGAAGGCAGAGCAUGACUCUCCUCUCUGGCAUUCCCACCAAGUAAUUAACCAUUUUUUUGUUUGAGAGAACUCACUAGCCACUCUUCCCUUCUCCCCCGUGCCCCCAAAAGGCAGUCUCAUUCCAUUUUUUGACAGAUCUAAUCAUUAGGAUGUUUUUUUUUCCCCUUUUAUGUAGAGUUGAAACCUCCAUCUUUGUAAUUUCCAUCCAUCAGUUCCGCCUCUGGCCUUUGGGGCUAAGCAGAAUAAGUCAAAUCCUUUUUCUAUGUGACAACUCCAUGGUCUGUACAAUGUCUCCUCUUCACCUCCCCCCAAGAGCCCGGCUCACACAAUUGUACUCCCUGAACUAACUGUUUUCUUUCACUCUGAGACAAUUAGGGCUUGUGAGAUUUCAGCUUACUAGUGAGCUUCCACGUUCCAGAGUUCAAACCUUUAAAAAGAAAGCACUUAAUUCCUAUGAUUUUCCUGUCCCUGGGAUGUUUUGUUUUGUUUUGUUUUUCUAAAAAAUAUUGGAGUCCCCCAAUCUGAAGUGAGAGCUUCUCUUUACCACGUCCAUUCAGAUGGUUCUAGGUCAAGUACACAAGAUACCAAUGCAAGCCCCUCUGUUCAGAAACCAAGGAUUCUGGUAGAAUCUCAAAAGGGCUGGAAACCCCAGGACACCAAGAUGAGAGUUCAAGGACCGUGCCAGUCUCUUUUCAUCUUUUUUCAAUUUCAUGUUAUUUCUAUCUCAGGUGGCCCAUAAUGUAAUGGUCCCAAAGCCCAGAGAUGAUGCCAGGUCACCAUGUUUCCUAGUGGGAUGAAGGAGGACAAUGGUGAGAGGGGGCCACAUUGCUUACCCUAGUGUGUGGUCCAGACAGACAGUUAUGGUGACUCAGUGGAGAUGAUGCAUCUGUUUUCCUCAAUUACUAACUUUUCUUGUGCAUCAAAUUUAGUCCUGCCAGAAUGAUCUUGCAACAGCCAGACAAUGGGGUCAAAUCCAGUGAAAGCCAUUGGCCAUACCAGUGGGUUGACUGAACUGACCAGUUCUGGUCCUUGACCUGGUCAAUCUUUAGCCUCGUCCUGGAACCCAGAAUUCCAGCGUAAUGAGCAAGGCUAGCUGACCAUGUAGAAGAUGGCAGAGCAGGAUGGGAAGAAGUGGGCAUGAGAAAGAAGGCCAUUCCAGGGAAAGAGCUAAAGAAGGGCUUGCUUUGACCUGCCAGCCCAGGGCCCAGAAGUCUGCCCCCUCCAUCCCUAUCCUCCUUGCCCAUGCUUAAAUCGGUGUCCCCUUUCAUUAGCCUCUAAGCUUCAGAGCACUGCUUUGGGUGUCUCUUCCCAGCCUACUCCUACCCAAAUGACUUCAAAGUGCUCAGCCCUAGUGCAUUUGCUGAAUUUGGGGUGGGAGGGAUGGAAGAGAGAGUGGAAUAGCCAGGAGGGUUGGGGAGAAGAGUAUCCUGCCCUUAGCUGCCUGUUAAAGACCUAAUACAGACUGAGUGGUCAAAUGCUCUGAUCUCAAUUAGGAACAUGAGGACAAAACUGUUUCUGGUUGGUAGUCAGUUCUUCCAAAGCCAUGAAUUUUUUUUUCUCUCUUAUGCUGAGUGAUACUGUGAUGAAAGCAUUCUUGCAUUAUUCUGAGGACUUAAAAAAAAUUUUUUUCUGGGUGGCAAAACUGGACCAGUAGAAAGAAUGCUGGAUCUAGGUCAAAGGACCUUGAUUCAAAUCCCAGUGAUGCCACUUAAUAGCUCGGUGACCUUGGGCAUGUCACUGAAUCUGUCUAGGCCUCAGUUUCCUCAUCUGCAAAAUGAGGAGGGUUGGAUGAGCUGACCUCUAAGGUCCCUUCCAGCUCCAAAUGCUAUGAUCCCAUGCUCCUUUUCAAUCCUCUCUCUCUCUCUCUCUCUCUCUCUCUCUCUCUCUCUCUCUCUCUCUCAUCCUCCUCUAUUUUUCAAUAAUUGUUAUUGUUAUUAUUAUUAUUAUUAUUAUAUUUUGCCUAUCAUGGAUUCUUGUGAUUACCACUUUUGGAAAAAGACGAAGAAGGCAGCUCAAGUUUCCAAAUGUGUAAUUCACUCGUGAACAGUCACUCAAGAGGUUUCUCGGCGACAUUUUCUACAAUCGCCAUUCUCUUCCAAGCAAGAGAUGCUUUUGCCCAGACGUCUUCUCCAGCCUACAGGAAAAAAAAUAAAAUAAAAUAAAAUAAACAAAAAAAAUACCCUAAUUUAAAAACAUAGUUAUGUCGCGCUUGUAAGAAUCCUGAAUUUAGGCAUUUUCUGUUGUUCCUUUCCCCAUUGUUACAAGACCGGUUUGAUUUAAGGUUCUUUGUUGUUGUCUUUUUUUUUUCUUUUAGAACUGUAUAGUGUUGGGAAAAAAAAUAAUCAAAUUGUAAAUGUCUGGUUCUCAUAUAAUGUUUCAAAACCAUUGAGAAAGCGGAUGGUGCUUGUCCCGUUUCACUUCGGAUUGUAUAUUGCUUCGGUUAUGUUUAUAAGUAAACUGUGCAUGACUUGUGUUUAGCAGUCAUUAUCGUGUCUGUUUGUGAAAUUUUUAUUAAAAACAGAAAAAAAAAUUCCGUAGAUGCACUUAUGUAUAUGUGAUUAGGUUCAACGUCCAGGACUAGAGAUCAGGAACUGCUCGGAUGACAGGGGGGAGGGCAGUUCUUAAUUAAUAUGAAAACGCUUGUGGGAGAAUAAAUGAGAUUUUAAAAAGAAGAUAUGAAGUGUAGAAAAUAAUAAAAAUGAGCGAUUUUUUUUUUGCAAAAUUUCAUUUUGAUGCUUGUGAUAAAGACAAAUGUACUUGUGUAGAGAAAUUCCUUUAAAAUAAUUGACUAGGAAAAGCUGAUUUUGAGGGUAAGCUUGUAGAUUAGGAAUGUAUACCAAAUGUAAUCUUUCCAAUGCUAUGAUGAAUUUAUACAUGAGAUUGAUAUGCAAUAAACCUGUGUGCUUUUCUAAGA